AGCGAGCUGGAAAAUAAUGUACUCUUGAUCGACAAUCGGAAGUACGUUGGGCAUUUCGCUUCGUUGCGCGUUUUCAAGCUUCUCCGACCACCAACUCGGCGAUAACUUUGCCAAACGCGCGUCUUCUACUCCUACCGUGCUACUUAUCCGCUGAAAGAUCGAGUUUCAUCCGCUAGUUUAUAUUAACCGCACCGCGUAGUACGUGGCUCUGCCGUCGACUGCUGUGCUAACCUUACCUGCAGUCGGGAUAUUUCUUGCUCGAGCUCGUACGCACGUGGAUUGAAUCUCGUGCGCCGCUUGUCUCGUUAAAUUUGCCCGAUAAAUAAACAUUAAGCACUCGAUCGCUCUAUAUAUGAAGCGGAUAGUUAAUCAGACAUCAUGGCACUUUACAACUUCAAGAAAGUCGCUGUCGUUCCUACGGCAAAGGAUUUUAUCGACAUAACACUAUCAAAAGUGCAACGCAAGACACCAACUGUCAUCCACAAACAGUAUGCGAUCUCGCGCAUUCGUGCCUUUUACACGAGAAAAGUCAAGUUUGCACAGCAAACUUUUCAUGAUCGUUUGAGCCAAAUUAUUCAAGAAUUCCCAAAGCUCGACGAUGUACAUCCUUUUUAUGCCGACUUGAUGAAUGUUUUGUAUGACAAGGACCACUACAAACUGGCUUUAGGUCAAAUCAAUACAGCAAGACAUUUAAUCGACAGUGUGGCAAAGGAAUAUGUACGUCUGCUUAAAUAUGGAGAUUCUUUAUACAGAUGUAAACAGCUGAAAAAAGCUGCACUUGGUCGUAUGGCCACUAUUAUGAAACGUCAAGCAACAAAUUUAACAUAUUUAGAACAAGUUAGACAGCAUUUAGCCAGAUUACCAAGUAUUGACCCUUACACAAGAACUAUUAUCAUUUGUGGUUUUCCAAAUGUUGGAAAAAGUAGCUUCAUUAAUAAAAUUACCAGAGCCGACGUUGAAGUGCAGCCAUAUGCUUUCACUACAAAAUCAUUGUACGUCGGACACACGGAUUACAAAUACAUGACAUGGCAAGUGAUUGACACUCCUGGAAUUUUAGAUCAUCCCUUGGAAGAGAGAAACGUAAUUGAGAUGCAAGCUGUCACAGCUUUAGCUCAUUUGAGAGCUGCUGUGCUAUAUUUUUUUGAUAUUUCUGAGCAAUGUGGACAUUCUUUGGAUGAACAGAUGAGACUAUUUCAAUCUAUUAAACCUCUUUUCCAAAAUAAGCCUCUGAUUAUUGUAGUAAAUAAAGUCGAUGUUUUACGUUUGGAAAAUCUUCCUAUUGAAAAGAGGAAUAUUUUGAAAGAACUUGAAAAUGACGAAAAUAUUCCUGUUGUUGAGAUGAGCACAGUUACAGAUUUUGGAGUAAUGGACGUCAAAAUUCAAGCCUGUGAAAAACUUCUGGCUUUCAGAGUUGAUGCAAAAAUGAAAACAAAGAAGGUCGAGAACUUUCUUAAUCGCCUACAUAUUGCUCAACCAACACCAAGAGAUAAUAAAGCACGACCACCGUGUAUACCAGAAAGUGUUCUACAAAGGAGGAAAUUGGGAGCGGUUAAAGCCGAAAGAAAGAAAAAAUUGGAGCGUGAAAUUGAAGAAGAAAUGGGUGAUGAUUAUGUUUUGGAUCUCAAUAAAAACUUUGACAUUGAAGGUGAUCAGAAGUAUGAUAAAGCGCCAGAAUUUUGGGAGGGUCACAAUAUUGCAGAUUACAUUGAUCCUGAAAUAUUUGAAAAACUUAAUGCAUUGGAAAAAGAAGAGGAAACAAGAAUCGCAGCUGGAGCUUACGACUACAAGGUUCCGGAAUUAACAGAAACCAUGAAAGAAGUUCAAUUGCUUGCCAAACAAAUUCGUGAAAAGAAGAUUAUUAUGAAAGAUGAAUCUAGAGUAAAUAAACAGUCAACUAAACCAGUUAUUCCUAGAACAGCUACUGCAAGAUCCCGCGAUCGUUCGGUCACAAGUCUCAGAAAUCAAAUGAAAGAACUUGGUGUGGACAUGGAAGACACAGAAAAUGCACAUUUUGUCAGAACGAGAAAACGAAGCCGAUCGUUAUCGCUAACUGCCGAUCAUAAGAAGCAUUGCCAACGGUCGAUAUCACGAGCUCGAAGCUGUUUUAGGCAAACUAGAAACGAUUUGGGCGUUAAAGAUCCUAUUAUGAAGAGUAAACUUAAAAAUAUUGCACACAAGGCCAUUAAAAAGAAGGUAGCUAAGAAAGGUCUGAAAGGAGAAGCUGAUAGGUUUAUUGGCAACAAGAUGCCAAAACAUCUCUUUUCUGGCAAGCGAGGAACGGGAAAAACUGAUAGACGAUAAU
This is a messenger RNA of Phymastichus coffea, 2302 nucleotides long. It is a transcript of the gene Non1, whose product is annotated as nucleolar GTP-binding protein 1. Gene Ontology annotation, biological process: ribosomal large subunit biogenesis. Gene Ontology annotation, molecular function: GTP binding; RNA binding; GTPase activity. Lineage: Eukaryota; Metazoa; Arthropoda; Insecta; Hymenoptera; Eulophidae. The transcript has 9 exons. The coding region runs from base 379 to 2301 and encodes 640 amino acids. Gene Ontology annotation, cellular component: nucleolus. The record is from RefSeq and is a predicted model, not a curated record.